UCCAUCCAAGAAGCAAGACCAAUAUCUAAAGGAUAAGAAAAGAAGCCAACAGUACGUUAUCAUCUUCGUUGUUCUCCAGCUUCACUCUCAGAGUCUUGCAAGAUUGAAUGGCUCAAGCCAUGGCUACACCACUUACAUCUUCACUAUCACUCAUCUCCAAUACUUCACUCUUCAAAAGCAGCAAACCCACUUCUCUGUCUUACCCAAUUUCAACCCAACCCAAGAUUGGUGGGUUGAGCAUUAGAUGUGCUCGUGUUGGAGGAGUUGAGAUUCCGAAUGCUAAGAGGGUUCAAUAUUCUUUGCAGUAUAUUCAUGGAAUUGGGCGCACUAGGGCUUUGCAGAUUCUUAAUGACUUGAAAAUGGAGAAUAAGAUCACUAAGGACUUGUCUGAAGAAGAGCUCAUUACUCUCCGUGAUGAAGUUUCCAAGUACAUGAUUGAAGGAGACCUUAGGAGAUUCAAUGCACUAAAUAUUAGGAGGUUGAAGGAGAUUCAAUGCUACCGAGGUAUACGACAUAUUCAGGGAUUGCCUUGCAGGGGGCAACGGACAAAGAACAACUGCCGGACAUUGAAAGGAAAGAAGAUUGCAAUUGCUGGGAAGAAAAAGGUGUCUAAAUAGAGUGAUUCAUUUUUCUUGUAAUGAACUGAAGUUGCAAGUUGUACUAAAUUCUUUAUAACGUGCAAUAUUCGGAAACUGAAGUGUAUUAAAUCAACAAUAUUUGAAGCUGUAGUGUGCAUUGCCGUAUUUA
Molecule: messenger RNA, 747 nt
Organism: Daucus carota subsp. sativus
Lineage: Eukaryota; Viridiplantae; Streptophyta; Magnoliopsida; Apiales; Apiaceae
Product: small ribosomal subunit protein uS13c
Exons: 3
Coding region: 108-617 (169 amino acids)
Biological process (GO): translation
Cellular component (GO): small ribosomal subunit; mitochondrion; ribosome
Molecular function (GO): structural constituent of ribosome; RNA binding
Source: RefSeq, a predicted model, not a curated record